CCAAAUCAAACAAAUAAAAAGCUCCAGAGGGAAAAAAUCGAUCAACUCUUUCUUCUUCUUCGUCGCAACAAAAUCCCGACCUGGAAACCCUAACCCUCGCUCUGUUAGCCAGAGAGAGAGCAAUUUUUUUAGAGAGAGAAAGUGUGCGUUAGAGAGAGAGAUGAAAUUUCACGGUAGUUGAUCCAACACAUAACGAAUGGUUGAAAACAGUUACUUCUUCCGCAGCUCAAUCUUUAAAGACCCAAUCUUCAAACAGUUUCUCCACCGCCAACAACCAGCUGAGCCGCCAUCGAAACCGACCCACUAUGGGAGCUGAGAAGAAAUGGCUCCUUACGCUCUUCUCAGCCACAUUCCUCUCCCUCCUCCUCCUCCUCCUCUCCUCCAUCUCCGCCUUCAGCUCACCCAAACCCUUCCCUUCAAUUGUCCAGCACGGCUCUAGCUACCCGCCCGCUUUCGCUUACUACAUAUGGGGCGGCCGAGGCGAUAGGGCUCGGAUCUUCCGCCUGCUGCUCGCCGUCUACCAUCCCCGGAAUCGAUAUUUGUUGCAUCUUUCGGCUGACGAAUCUGAAGACGAGCGCCGCCGUCUUGCCGCCGCUAUCAACGCUGUGCCGGCAAUUCAGGCAUUUGGGAAUGUGGAUGUGGUGGGCAAGCCUGAUCGAAUCACUUACAUGGGGUCUUCCAAUAUUGCCACCACUUUGCACGCGGCGGCGAUUUUUCUUAAGGUUGAUAGUGGGUGGGAUUGGUUCGUCACUUUGAGCGCCAUGGAUUAUCCACUUAUCACUCAGGACGACCUGUCGCAUGUUUUCUCCUCUGUUAGAAGAGAUCUCAAUUUCAUUGAUCACACCAGCGACCUUGGAUGGAAAGAGUUGCACAGGGUCCAGCCAAUUGUAGUUGAUCCGGGGAUAUACCUAGCUCGAAGGAGCCAAAUUUUUCAUGCUACAGAGAAGCGGAAGACCCCUGAUGCUUUUAAAGUAUUCACAGGCUCCCCAUGGGUCAUCCUGAGCAGAUCAUUUCUGGAGUUUUGCAUUAAUGGUUGGGAUAACCUUCCCCGGACCCUGCUUAUGUACUUUACAAAUGUGAUGUUGUCCCAGGAAGGAUAUUUCCAUUCAGUUAUAUGCAAUUCACCAGAGUUCAAGAACACUACUGUGAACAGUGAUCUAAGAUACGUGAUCUGGGACACUCCCCCGAAAAUGGAACCCCUUUUUCUCAACACCUUGGAUUUUGAUCAAAUGGCUCAAAGUGGAGCUGCUUUUGCCCGACAAUUCAAGAAAGAUGACCGUGUGCUGGACAUGGUUGAUAAAAAGAUCCUCAAGCGUGGGAGAAAUCGAGCUGCCCCGGGGGCAUGGUGCUCAGGCUGGAGAAGUUGGUGGAUGGAUCCUUGCACUCAAUGGAGUGAUGCCAAUAUCUUGAAGCCUGGGCCCCAAGCAAAGAAGCUCGAAGACUCGAUUACUAACCUUCUCGAUGACUGGAAUGCGCAAACAAAUCAAUGCCAAUGAAGAUGUCUGUAUGGAAAAUGUCUCCAGAUACCCGGUGUGGUUUUCCUGCAAGCUAAACUCGAUGAUUAGUUUGGAAGACUGGCAACCGCGAGGAUACAUUUUUUGACCCCUAAGAACACACUUCUUUUUCUAGGUUCUUCCGGUCUCAUGCUUGACUAUUGUUUAUAAAGGGGCGCGGAGGCAGGGUAGAAGGGAGAAACAUAGCGAGUUAGGUUGAGGUAUUGAGCUGUACCUGUUAUCGACAGUAUGGCCACUUACAGACUUGAGUAACAGAGCUCAUAAGAGGCUCUCCCUCUCUUUGUGCUGCCAUUCCAUGAUGUUGUAUGUUCUGCUUCGGACUCGGGUUAUGUUCGGACCUCUUUGAAUGUUGGAUCAAAAAUUCACUCUUUCAACUCUAAUAGGUUGGAUCUUCUAAAUUCA
Molecule: messenger RNA, 1916 nt
Organism: Malus domestica (apple)
Lineage: Eukaryota; Viridiplantae; Streptophyta; Magnoliopsida; Rosales; Rosaceae
Product: beta-glucuronosyltransferase GlcAT14A
Cellular component (GO): membrane
Molecular function (GO): glucuronosyltransferase activity
Source: RefSeq, a predicted model, not a curated record